AUGAAGAUUGCUGAGUUGGUAACUGACUUGGCCAUGACCAAAAAUUGGAGCAGAGACUUGGAAUCAUCCACUGAAGACUUUUUUGAUUUAGGACUUACCGAUGAUGACUUCUGCCUUAUAGAAAAGCUGCCGUUUGCCUCCGUCUUUAUCUCUGUCAUCUACUUCAUGAUUUUUUUCAUUGGCUUCUUUGGGAACCUGUUUGUGGUCCUGGUGAUGGUGCAGAAACGGGGCAACCAAAGGCUUGUGGACAACUUUGUCCUUAACCUGGCCAUUGCAGAUCUUGUCUUUGUAUGUACUUUGCCUUUCUGGGCUUUGACAGAAGCAUUUGAUUCCUGGUGGUUUGGUGAAGAGCUUUGCAAAUUUAGCAGCUAUGCCAUUUCUGUGAACCGUUGCUCAAGCAUCUUGUUCCUGAUGGGCAUGAGUGUGGAACGCUUCCUUGUGAUGAAUAAGCACUGGGAUUCCAGAUCUCUCGGGACCAAGAGAAAUACCAACAUUACCUGCGGUUGCAUCUGGGUGUUUUCCUUUCUAUUAGGAAUACCAUCUUUGCUUUACAGAAAGCUGAUCUCUGUGGGAGACAGGUUUGCAUGCCAGGAUGUAGACCCUUCUGUCAUCUAUACUUUCACAGUACUUUGUUUGACUUUCUUGCUACCCUUGGGUGUAAUCUUAUUCUGCUACUGCUCUAUCUUCUCCAUGCUCCAGAGUCAUGUCAACGUAGGAAGGAAAACAAACCAUGCUCUUAAAAUCAUCUUUGUCAUCAUUGGGGCAUUCAUCUGCUGUUGGUUACCUUUUAAUACCUUCACAGCUGUCAUCACUUACGGUAUGGUACAGAACAUUGACUUCCCUUGUGAGGCAGUGAAAGCUCUCAGGAGGGGAGUUAUUAUCAGUGCUUGUCUAGCUUUCACCAACAGCUGCAUUAAUCCUAUCAUCUAUGCCUUUAUGGACCAGCAAUUCCGACAGAAGAAUCAAGCCUUCUGUUUGGCAGCAAAAAGAGGUUCAUACCAGCCACAACUGUUCCAGUUAGCAGCGGGACUGAUUUAUAUGCCUCUAAAAGACAUAUAUAGUUGCUAUUGUUGAGACCAUACAGUAGAAUUGUUAAGCCAGGUUAGUUAUGGAAGAGAGACGAGGGAGAUGACUUAGAGGAUUGGUUUUCUUGAUAUGAAAAAAUGUUGUUUUGAAAAUUUCUGAUCAAACUUUGUGGUUUCUAAUACAAUGUCAAAUGAAUUUUUUAUGAUACAUUACAUAUACUCUGUAUUUUUAUAAAAUAAAAUUCUGUUUAUAUAAAUUUUUCCUUGGUCUGUAGGAUAAAAUUGCAGAUUUAACACUUGCACAGAUUUAUAAGAGCUUCUUCAACUACCAAGAGAUAUUUCAUAUAUGAAUAGAGUGACUUGUAAUAGUACUUAUAUACUUUGCUAGAAAAUAGAUGACUGUAUAUUUAGUCAUAAGCUUACCUGCCUGCCUUAGCUCUUUGUUUAGAUAUUUUUGGUAGCUUUUGCAAUUUGACUAUUGAUUGAUGAUUGAAAAUGUGUUCAAAUAACUAUAAAAGGAAAUGAUGGGUGAGUAUCUUUUGAUAACAAGAAUUCUUUAACACAAUAAGCCAUGCAAACAAAACGACCACAAUCAAUAAUGAAACAAAGCCUUGUAUAUUUAAUUAUGGAUGAAUAUAUAAUUGAAACUUUUG
Messenger RNA from Notechis scutatus (mainland tiger snake), 1678 nucleotides. RefSeq names its product G protein-coupled receptor 25 (gene GPR25). Gene Ontology annotation, cellular component: membrane; external side of plasma membrane. Gene Ontology annotation, molecular function: C-C chemokine binding; C-C chemokine receptor activity. Gene Ontology annotation, biological process: immune response; G protein-coupled receptor signaling pathway; positive regulation of cytosolic calcium ion concentration. Lineage: Eukaryota; Metazoa; Chordata; Lepidosauria; Squamata; Elapidae. The record is from RefSeq and is a predicted model, not a curated record.